Gigantopelta aegis is the source of this 539-nucleotide messenger RNA. RefSeq lists its product as uncharacterized. The transcript is spliced from 4 exons. The record is from RefSeq and is a predicted model, not a curated record. The coding region runs from base 36 to 347 and encodes 103 amino acids. Lineage: Eukaryota; Metazoa; Mollusca; Gastropoda; Neomphalida; Peltospiridae.
ACGGUAUUAUUUUGUUCUAGGACCUAAGGAAUACAAUGCUUUUGUUUAUUUUAAUUUUGGGCGUUUGCGGUAUCGUUGUAAAGGGGGAGUGUGAGACCGAUUAUUAUGUACAGAAACUUCGAGAUUGCGCCCUGUUCAUACGGAUCAGCGCCUCGACUCCGGACGAAUACUUAGCUAUGGUUCAAUGUCGUCUCUUAAGCGUGUACCGCCAAGAUCUGACAUGUGGACUGGACGUAGUCAACGAGUGCACAGACUCGCCACAGUUGAUGUACCGUGGUUACACGAUGGAAGCCCUGAGAACCAAAAUUCAGACUUCGCGGGAUGUCAUUGACACAAAGUGUGCCUAGAUACAGAAAUAACAAAAAGCCGAGAACAUUUCAGGAUAAGUUCGUUCAAACUCUGCUGAAGAGAUUUCAUGUUCUCGCUGUGAAUUCAAAUAAAUGACAAAUUUGUCACAAUUAGUAUUAUAAUAGACUAACUGUUGUAACUAUUAUACACACUGAUUUUAAUUUGAGAUUAAAGAAGUUGUAUUUACCAUA